GGUAAGUUGGAGAAGGCAUGAGUAUACCGUGCUCCCUCUUGUGGCUAUUUGGUGGUAUUACAACUGGCUGGCUAAAUCUUGUCUGACUGACAAGAGUGAUUAAAAAAACAUCUGCAACAUAAAACCCGUUAUUAAAAAUAAUAUUUUGACGUGUUUGUGUCACACGCUGACACAUUUCUUAAUGUUUUCUACUGAAUAACUUUUGAAAACAGUUCUUGCAAAGAUGCAACUCAUGUUUAGGAGCAUGGAAACAACUAAAACACGGUGGAUAGGGAAUGUCGAGGACCAGAUCCAGGUCUGAAUUAUUAACAAUGUUUGUUUUAGCUUAAAAGUAAAACUAAAACACAGCUGUGUUUCAAGGCUUUGAGGAGCAACAAAAGAUGCUCCUAAAACCGUCCAAAUUUAUUGCAACAUUUUUUCUUAACAUUACAAUCAAAGCAUCUCCAGUUCACAUGGGUGAUAUUCAGACCGGCACAGAAAGCACCUCGAGUUCAUCUAUAUUAGCAGAAGGAGCAAGUCAUUCAUUGCACUCCACAACCACAUUGAAUCAAUAGUUUUAUUGUCAUUGUUUUAAUAAAGGUGUAGCAUGAACAAAACAUGGAGGAUAAUAGUCAUUAAGUGACUAUUUUUAGAAACUUCAAACAAAAACAACAUGACUGGCAACAAGUUAAGCAUUACAUGAAGCUAUAAUGACUAAAUCAGCACCUUCCCAACACUUUUAUUUGCUUCUCAGAGCUGCUAAAAAUAAAAGUAACAACAUCAAAAGUUUCUAUCACAUUCUUUAUAGAAAGUAAGAUUUUUUAGUUUGUUUGAAGUUCAUAAAUAAUAAAAUUGGUCAGAUUUAUAUAAAAAAAAAUCAUAAAGAAAAAAGUAUUUUACUUGUUUUUCGUGGCUUUUGAAGAGACCAUCUAAAAUAAUAAAAAUAUAACACAUGUUAUGUGUGUUUUAUUCUGCUCCAGCAGGUGGGGCUAGUGCGCCUUUACGCUGGUUACCGACCACCGGAAGAAGCAGAAACCGGAAGCUGCUAGCAGAGCAGCUAGCUUGUUGUUGCUCUGAAAUCUUCUCACCAGGCUGUGGAAACUUUCUUCUCCUCCUCAACAACUUGGUGGAGUUCUUUCCAGAACCAGAGAAGAUAUUCUGCGGUCUUCGUGACAAUCGGAGCUCCAGAAUCAGCUGUUAGCUAAACACGGCUAAAGAAAACCUGCUACCACUUCAGGAUCAUCCAUCAGCUGGGACUGAUUCAUCGUGUGUUCUUCACCACCUGGACCUGGACAGCAUGGACACAGAUGUUCAACAGCUGGUGCUGGUUAAAGAAGAAGAUCCUGAAGAACAGAGUGCUGGUGUGGACCAGCAGGACCCAGAACACCUCCACAUAAAGGAGGAACAGGAGGAGCUCUGGACCAGUCUGGAGGGAGAGCAUCUCUGUUUGAAGGAGGAGACUGAAGCUGUCGGGUCUCCUGUUACUGCUGUUUCUAUAAAGAGUGAGGAUGAUGAAGAGAAACCUCUGGUCUCACAGCUUCAUCAGCAGCAAAUAGAAGACAGAGAUGUUCCAACCAGCAGCUCAGCUGACCAGAUGGCAGCAGAAACUGGUGGAGGAGCAGGAACUAGCAGGAACCCAGAUCUGAACCCUCAUGAACAAACAUCUGAUUCUUCAGAGACUGAAGUUAGUGGAGAUGAAGAUGAUGAUGAUGUGAAUCUGGACUCUGAGCUGUCAGACUCUGGGUCUGAAACUGGAGAUGAAGAUGAUGACUGGAAUGAGAGCAGGUCUUCUGAGUCAGAUGAUUCAAGGAAUAGAGGGGAGACGGAUGAGAAACCUCUGCUCUUACAUUUCCACAACCAUCAAAUGAAAGACGGAGGUGUCCCAACCAGCAGCUUGGCUGGGCUGAUGACAGCAAAAGUUGGUGGAGGAGCAGAAACUAGCAAGAACCUAGAUCUGGACCCUAAUGAAAAGACAUCCGAUUCUUCAGAGAUUGAAGUUGGUGGAGAAGAUGAAGAUGAUUUGAAUCUAGACUCUGAGCGUUCAGACUCUGGACCUGAAACUGGAAACAGAGACCAUGGCUGUAAUGAGAACAAGUCUUCGGAGUCAGAUAUUAAGACAGUCAACAAAUCAUUUAGCUGCCCUGUGUGUGGUAUACAGUUCCUCCACAAGUGGUCUCUUCAGAAACAUGUGAGAGUGACAAGUCAUUCAGCAGUAAAGUCUUCAGAGUGUUCGGUUACUACAAAAUGUGUGAAAGAGAAGCAACAUGGAGGCUCAUGCAGAAAAGUCCAGAAACAACCGAAAUCAUUUAGUUGUGAUGCCUGUGGGAAAAGAUUUAGCCAAAAGCCCAGUUUAACCCAUCAUAUGAAAGGCCACACCGGGCAGAAGCCUAUUGCGUGUGACCUCUGUGGACAAAGAUUUGGCCAUAAAAAAAGUUUAAACACACACAUAAGAGUCCACACAGGAGAUAAGCCUUUUGCCUGUGAGCUCUGUGGAUACAGAUGUACCCAAAAGGCAAAUUUAAACAAUCACAUGAAAGUCCACACAGGAGAGAAGCCUUUUGCUUGUGAGCUCUGUGGUCAAAGAUUUAGCCACAAAAAUAGUUUUAACGUCCACAUGAGAGUCCACACAGGAGAGAAACCUUUUGCCUGUGAGCUCUGUGGUCAAAGAUUUAACCGUAAAGAUCAUUUAAACGGCCACAUGAAAGUCCACACAGGAGAGAAACCUUUUGCCUGUGAGCUCUGUGGAAAAAGAUUUAGCCAUAAAAAUAAUUUAAACAAACACAUGAGAGUCCACACAGGAGACAAACCUUUUGCCUGUGAGCUCUGUGGAUACAGAUGUACCCAAAAGGCAAAUUUAAACGAUCACAUGAAAGUCCACACAGGAGAGAAACCUUUUGCCUGUGAGCUCUGUGGACAAAGAUUUAGCCAUAAAAAUAAUUUAAACGAUCACAUGAAAGUCCACACAGGAGAGAAGCCUUUUGCUUGUGAGCUUUGUGGUCAAAGAUUUAGCCAUAAAAAUAGUUUAAAUGUCCACAUGAAAGUCCACACAGGGGAGAAACCUUUUGCCUGUGAGCUCUGUGGUCAAAGAUUUAGGCGUAAAGAUCAUUUAAACGACCACAUGAAAGUCCACACAGGAGAGAAACCUUUUGCCUGUGAGCUCUGUGGACAAAGAUGUAGCCAUAAAAAUAAUUUAAACAAACACAUGAGAGUCCACACAGGAGAGAAACCUUUUGCCUGUGAGCUCUGUGGACAAAGAUUUAGCCGAAAACAUAGUUUAAACGACCACAUGAGAGUCCAUACAGGAGAGAAACCUUUUGCCUGUGAGCUCUGUGGAUACAGAUGUACCCAAAAGGCAAAUUUAAAUGAUCACAUGAAAGUCCACACAGGAGAGAAGCCUUUUGCCUGUGAGCUCUGUGGUCAAAGAUUUAGCCAUAAAAAUAAUGUAAACAAACACAUGAGAGUCCACACAGGAGAGAAACCUUUUGCCUGUGAGCUCUGUGGUCAAAGAUUUAGCCGUAAAGAUCAUUUAAACGACCACAUGAAAGUCCACACAGGAGAGAAGCCUUUUGCCUGUGAGCUCUAUGGACAAAGAUUUAGCCCAAAAAUAGUUUAAACACACACAUGAAAGUCCACACAGAAGAGAAACAUUUUGCCUGUAAGCUCUGUGGACAAAGAUUUAGCCAAAAGACACAUUUAAAGAGACAUACGAGCAUCCACACAAGACUCGAGGGAUUUAUUUAACUGUACUUCCAAAAUUACUAUUUAGUUUUUUUACAACCUUAAUAUUAGUCUUGUACCUCUGCUCUACUGUCGUUGAUCAAGUCCGUACUCAGCCCUUGAGCCACCUCUUCUUUUGAUUUUAUUUUUCAAAUCUCCUUUGUUUUUUAAACUCAGAUCUUAACCAAACAUUUGAGAUGUUCAUUCAUGAAUUCUGAAUACAAAAAAACAUUACUUAAAGAUUAAGAAAAAACUGUUAUACCCUCCUGUAUUUAAGAAACAGACAAGACAACGGGCCCAUGAUGGUUGUAGUACAUAACCCACUGUCGGCAACAAGAUGGUGCCUGUGCUUGCCUUAGCCGCAUUCACCGGCCUCUUUUUCAAACUUUUCUCCACCUUGCUCCUGUCUGCGAUCCUCUUCAGUAGUGUCCCUGCUACCAUCUCCUAUGAUAGCCAGACUCUUUUGUCCUUCCGUUCGUUCACGAUCACCCAAGAUGCACCGGGGACGUACCUCCCUGUUUGUUUAUCUGAGUGGCGCACUGGCCUGGAGCCAAACGACGGUCCCGACCUGCGCGCCUCCAGCGAGUUUGUCCGGUCUCGGGAAACGUCGGAGGAAAAGAGGUAAAUGAGCAGGAAUCCAGGUGAGAAUAAGACUUCUCUUAAAGCGUGGUUUAUCUAGUAAACAUCGGCGUGAUCUUCUAGCUUCUCUUCCUUUGUUUGGUGACUUGAGCGCCACUUCCGCAUUCCCGCCAGGCCGCGUUGCGGCGCGGUUCAUCCGUCCAAGUUUUUUAAGGUGGGUUUAUCCUCAUUCCUCAGUGGUUUCUCCUCCGGUUCCCUCCAUAAGUGGUUUUUAUAAACACAGUGGAUCUAACCCUGCUAAUUUACGUCCACUAACUCCAGCUGUUUCUGUAGUUUCUGAUUCCUCCAUCUCACUCAGCAUGGCUCUAUUAAAUACCCGCUCUGUUAACAAUAAGUCCUUCCUGCUCAAUGAUCUAAUUCUGUCUAAAAACCUGGAUUAUCUGUUUCUGACUGAAGUUUGGCAGCAAACAUCUGAUUAUUCUGGUCUGAUUGAACUCUGCCCGAGUGGUUAUUCUUUUCUUAGCCAGCCCAAGGGUUCUGGUCGUGGUGGAGGCCUAGCUGUUGUUUUCAGAGACCAUCUUCCAUGUAGCUCUACAACCUCUGGUCACUUUGCUUCCUUUGAACUGCAGCUGAUUAAAGUCGGGCGUAAGGACCCGUUCUACUGUGCUGUGGUCUAUCGUCCACCUGGUCCAAACAGUUCUUCCCUUCAGGAGUUUAGUGACUUUCUAUCCUCCACUGUGAAGCUGUCCAGACUGGUGAUUGUUGGUGACUUUAACAUCCACGUUGAUGAUCCCUCUGAUCACUUUGCCAUGAAUUUCUCCAGCCCUAUGGACACCUUCGGCUUUACCCAGCAUGUUUCUGGCCCCACACACACCAGGGGGCACACUCUGGACCUUGUUUUUACCCGAGUCAAAAUGCUGACAGUGUUUGUCUUGAGGACGUUUAUAUUUCAGAUCACCAUUGCAUCUUCUUUAACUUGUCAGUUUCUGCGCCCCCACCUCCUGCUCGCCAUCUGGUUAGUUCUCGUUUUCUUAAUGAGAGCACAGCUAGCAAUUUUUCUGCUGCUUUUGAUCCACCCUGUUCUUCUGAUAACGACCCAGAUUCCUUAACUUCUCAGUUUAACGAGCACUGCCUCUCCAUUCUGGACAACAUCUGUCCUGUCAGAACCAGAUCAGGUCCUGCAGUGAACCCUACUCCCUGGUGCCAAUGCAGAAAAAUUGAGCGUUUGUGGAAGAAAGCCCAUCUCCACGUCCAUCUGCUGCACCUAAAGUAUCUUCUGACAUCCUUUAAUUCUGCAGUCAAAGACGCGAGGGUUUCCUAUUUCUCCAACCUGGUGUCCCAGAGCAAAGGGAACCCCAAGGUGCUGUUUAACACCAUCAGCAGCAUUGUCUCUCCUGCUACCCCUACAGCCUCCAUCCACUCUGUUGCAGAUUGUGAGAACUUUCUGUCUUUUUUUGUAGACAAUAGGGCUGUCGCGGUUGAGGAAUUCCCCCUGCGGUGAUUCAGGGUGGCUUAAUAUUGCGGUGUGCGAUAUUAUUGCAGCCCUUUUUUAUUGCAGUACUAUCUAAACAUAAUGUUUACACAUUUAAAAAAGGUUAAAAAUUGCCGUGCCUUCUUUUAUAACACUUUACUGAAUGCAGAUCAAAGGGCAGUAACAACACAGAUCGCAGUAACGUUUGUUUCUCCGACUGUCAGAGUCCGACUGAACUUAAAAACAACAAAAUUCAGGAGGUUAAACUUUUAAAUGCAAAUUUGGCUGCAGCAUCUAACAAAUAAGAAACAAGUCCCCCUUUUGUUUAGUUGUUUAAAAUCAAGCAUAAAAAAUUACAUGUACCGGGCGCGCGAGCGCACUAUCAUUUCACUUUCACACACACGAAUGACGGUGAUUUAUAGCUCGAUCACGACCUUGUUACCCACAAGGAAAACCAGCAUGUUAACCAUGUACGGUUUGAGAGAGGAUCUGAGAGGGGUGGCAACAUUUCCAGCAACACUGAAAACCUUCUCGGAUGGUGUGCUCGUUGCACUAACGCACACGUACUUGCGUGCGAGUAAAGGGAAUCUCUCCCGGUUGUUGCUCCACCAUGUCAGGGGGGUAUCUUUAGGGUGGAUGCAUUCCUCCUACAGGUAGCGAGUGAGCUCCAGCUCGGCUCAAACUCUCUUCUGGACGGCUGCAGAAGCAGUGCUUGUCCGGGACUUCAGCAGGUCUCCGAGCAUUUAUUUUUUAUUUUUUUGCCGCUGGUGGCAGCUCUGUCUCGGCCAAGGACUCUGGCUGCGCAGCAGCUGACGUACUGAAAACCAAAAUGCUCCCAAACGAGCGAAGUAACGUUUCGUUUUGAUACCAGUGCAGCCAUCCUUCUCAACAUGCAUCAUUGAGUUCAGUAAUCGCGGUGGCCCAUGAUGCAGCGCGGUGGGCUUCUUCAUAUUGCGAUAUUUCAUUUUUGCGGUUACCGUGACAGCCCUAGUAGACAAAGUCAGUAAGGUUAGAUCUAGCAUCUCUCCUUCAGCCUUAUCGCUGCCUCUCCCGACUCCAACCAGGCCAAUCAUCCUAGAUAGCUUUGCUCCUGUUUCUUUGCCUGAGUUAACCAAACUAGUUAACUCUAUGAAGACCUCUGCAUGCCCCCUCCACAUCUUACCCUCAUCUUUGUUUAAAAGUGCUUUUCAGUCCAUCGGUCCCAGCAUGCUCUCUAUAAUUAAUGCUUCUCUGGUUUCUGGUCAGGUCCCUGCUUACUUUAAGAACACUGUAAUCCACCCGCUUCUUAAAAAACCGAGUCUCGACCCCUCUCUCCAUAGCAGCUUCAGACCCAUCUCUAAACUUCCGUUCAUCUCCAAGAUCUUGGAAAAGGUUGUGGAUAAACAACUCACAGCUGCUCUUGAUGAACAUAACAUCUAUGAUAGCGGCCAGUCAGGUUUUCGUAGAGCUCAUUCUACUGAAACAGCUCUUCUUAGGGUCUCUAAUGACCUUCUGACUCACAGUGAUGCAGGGACGGUUCUGUUCUGGUCCUGCUGGACCUGACUGCAGCCUUUGACACUGUUGACCAUCACCUGCUACUGGAGAGGCUCAGAGACUGGGUAGGCCUAUCAGGAUCUCCUCUGGAGUGGUUCUCCUCUUAUCUCUCUGAGCGCUCCUUUUCUGUGGCCAUCUCCAUGUUUAGGUCCUCCACCACCUCCCUUACCCAUGGUGUCCCACAAGGUUCUGUGCUGGGGCCUCUACUCUUCCUCCUCUAUCUGCUUCCUCUUCAGCACAUCCUGAGCUCCUUCAAAGGAAUCUCCUACCAUCUUUAUGCAGAUGACAUCCAACUGUACAUCUCCUUUAAGCCCCAUGAGAUGUCUAAGCU
Nothobranchius furzeri (turquoise killifish) is the source of this 7610-nucleotide messenger RNA. Lineage: Eukaryota; Metazoa; Chordata; Actinopteri; Cyprinodontiformes; Nothobranchiidae. The record is from RefSeq and is a predicted model, not a curated record.